CGUGAUCGCAUUCUGCUGUUUCCCGAUAACUUCUUUUUUGCUGAAAGACGGUUUGUAAACCACAUCAUCGAUACAAAAAAAGUUAAGGAUUUGGAUCACUGUGAGCUUUUCUGCUACAUGAACGACAAAUGCGUUAGUGCCAACUUCAAAAAAGAGCCAGAGCCUGGAGGAAUGACUCAUGUUUGUGAAUUGAAUGACGCUACUCAUCUGGAUUAUGAUAGUGACCUGAUAACUGAUGCCAAUUUUUAUCAUCGCGGCUCUAAGGUGAGUUACAACUAAAACUUACCUCCUUGAAUUGACGCCUUAUAUUCGAUAGAAUUAUGCGCGAUCACCGACGUGUUCAGAAACUUUCAUCCUUUUAUUCACUUAUCGUAGAUCUUUCUCCUGCUGUUUCACAUUCUUUUCUUCCUUUUCAGAACGCCUGCGGCAAGAAUUCACGGUGCCAAAAUAAUGCAAUUUGUGAGUCCGGUUUCACAUUCAAGGGAUAUCGAUGCUUGUGCCCUCCUGGAUUUGAGGGAGAAAAUUGUGAAAAAGGUUAGAUUCAAAAGAUGCCAGAAAAAGCAAAAUAUUGCCUUGAACAUGUUUAAUUUUAAAGACAUUUGGUCGUCGAGUGAGUAUCUUACUCCCGGGCUGGCCUUUGACGACUGGUAGCAGAGAAACAUAGUGGCGUUCGGUGAUUGAUCUAAAACUAGACGUAACAAUGGCAAAAAAACUUUAGAGGCCUUCUUUUCGAACCAAAGUAGUAGACAAAGGAAGCGCUCCCUGUAACCUGUAAAUUGUGCAAUGUUGCUCGCUCGAGUUAAAUUGUCGAGAUUGUAGUGAGUGAAAAAUGGUAUGAGCUGUUAUACUAGCAUUACUUGGUUAGUGGUUAUUAGUCAUCCAUAAAGUUUUCGCUUUUCUAAAUUAGAAAAAUGGUUACAGUCUAUCUCAUAUGAUGAGAAAUUACAAACAUUUAUUCAUUCGUGUUUAUAUGACAUUUCUCUUGUUAGAGAUAUUCAGAUUUCAAUUCAAAUAUACUUUUAUAUUAUUUUACUUCACUUUUGAUUCUUUCCUUUAACACUGAUCUCUGAUUCUUUCCUUCGGUUUGGAAAUGAAUCGACUGUAUAUGAAGACGCCCGGAACAUAUUUAGAGAAUGCCUUAUUUUACUUCUUAUUAAGGCAAUACAGCGUAUGCCCACACCCCUGAGAGACAAGCAUCAGCUAAAGUCAAUCAACGAGUUAUUCGUAUAAUAUUUUGUUAACCAUUUGAUGUAAAAGAUAACGAGACUGACAUAUUACCAAUGCCUUCCUGUCGUUCCUAGACAUCGACGAGUGUGCUUCAAAUGACAAUAAAUGUGCUAAGGGUGCUGCCAUUUGUAAAAAUACGGUAGGAUCAUACAACUGUACCUGUCAUUUUGGACAUGAAUGGGAUGGCACUGAAUGCAAAGGUUUGUUGACUUCAUUUUUCUCACUAGCCUCAGAGUCGGAGGGUAGGAAAUGCAACGUCUUAUGGACCGUUACCUGUGUCUAUAUGUCCCUCUUUCUGUCUGUCUGCACGCCUGCCUGACAAUUCCUCUUCACUGAUACUGAAGUGCUUAGCAAGUGACAGGCGCUAUGGGUUAUGGUGAAUUUUUUUGUUCCAGAGGGAAAAUAUCAAAUUAGCAUAUAUGAAAACAAUGAUCAAUAAAAAUCUUUUUAUAAGAGACUAAGUGUUUUAUUUGUUCAAAGUUAACAAAACGACAACAUUGUAAGUUCAAUUUAUUCGAUUUUCUACCACUUAGCUGAUGUAUGCCAACUCAACACCGUUCUGUACGAUGUUGAUAGAGACGUAAGCCACCAUGACCCGGAAAAAACAGAAUGUGACCAAAAUCUCAACCCUGACUGGUAUCGUUUCCUGGACAUUCCAGGAAUAACAAUGCCGACUGAGUGUCCAGAUCCUGACAAGUGCGGCACAUCAUUUCCAGGCUGGUUGAGCAGUAGUCACCCCCCAAUGACUGAGGGAGAAGUAGCAGGGACUGUUUGCUUCAGCAGGAGCUCGGAUAUGUGCUGUCACCAGUCGAAAAACAUAAGGGUGAAGAACUGUAGUUCCUUUUACGUCUACUAUUUGGUGCCGACGAGCUGUCCCUACCGUUACUGCUUCACACAUAACUGA
Pocillopora meandrina is the source of this 2131-nucleotide messenger RNA. Lineage: Eukaryota; Metazoa; Cnidaria; Anthozoa; Scleractinia; Pocilloporidae. The record is from the annotation of a GenBank genome assembly.